CUGCCGCCGAUCAAGAGAGAGAGAGAGAGAGCGAGAGACAAGCGGCUUUUUGGAUUGUGAGAAAUUUGGAUAAAAUCAAAAUCUCUGAUUUUUUUCUUUAAAAUUCUCCCGUUUUUGACACGGAUUAGACUCCAAGGAUGGCUAUCACAAGCUCUGAAGUCCGCGGUCUCGUCUUCGGCGUGCUGCUUUAUUCUCUACAUUUGGCAGAGGGCGAUUUGAGCUACUCGUUUUCAGAGGAGAUGCGACGCGGAUCAGUGGUCGGAAAUGUUGCCAAAGACUUGGGUCUCGAUGUCAGCAAGCUGUCCGCUCGAAAGGCUCGCAUUGAUGCGGAAGUAAGCAAUAAACAUUAUUUUGAGAUAAACAUCCGUACCGGAGAUUUGGUUAUCUCCGACAGAAUCGACAGAGAAGGCCUUUGUGGAGACAAAGCAUCCUGCGUUUUGAAACAAGAGAUCAUGUUGGAGAAUCCACUAGAGCUGCAUCGGGUGAAUCUGCAUGUUCAGGAUAUAAAUGAUAACGCUCCGCAAUUUAAUAGAGAGCUGAUCCAAAUCGAUAUAAGCGAAUCUGCAGUGAAAGGUGCUCGUUUUCCAAUAGAGGAAGCUCAUGAUGCAGAUAUAGGCCAAAAUUCAGUGCAGACUUAUAACCUGCAGAACAAUGAAAAUUUUAUUCUGGGUGUUGGAACAAAUUCUGUUGAGCUUGUCCUGAACAAAGAGCUAGACCGUGAGAAAUUAAAGGAAAUCGGUCUUCUUUUGACAGCCCUUGAUGGUGGCUUGCCACAAAGGACAGGUACUGUGAAGAUCCAUAUAAAUGUCCUGGAUGCAAAUGAUAACAUUCCAGUGUUCAACAAGCUUGUGUAUAAGAGCACAAUACCAGAAAACUCUCCAGUAGGGUCUGCUGUUCUAACAGUUAGUGCAACUGAUGCAGACGAGGGAUUAAAUGGAGAGGUUACUUAUGAUUUUGGACAUAUUUCUGAUGAGGUUAAGGGGAUUUUUGAAAUAGACAGUAAAACAGGUAAAAUAAAACUGAUGACUACAGUUGAUUUUGAAACAAUGCCAUUGUUUGAACUUCGUGUGACAGCAAAAGAUGGGUUAGGACUGACCUCUUAUUCCAAGGUCAUAAUUGAUGUCACUGAUGUAAACGAUAAUGCACCAAUUAUAAAUGUAAAAUCCCUAUCCAAUCCCGUACCAGAGAACGUGUCACCUGGUACAGAGGUGGGCAUCAUAAAUGUCCAGGACAGAGACUCAGAGAAAAAUGGACAGGUCCGCUGCUCCGUUCAGCUGAACGUCCCUUUUAAGUUGGUUCCCUCUAUUAAAAACUAUUAUUCUCUGGUGACCACAGGACAGCUGGACCGUGAACUAGUUUCUGAUUACAAUAUUACAAUCACUGCCACUGAUGAGGGCUCUCCACCUCUGUCCUCCUCUAAAACGGUUCAGUUAUCUGUAGCUGACAUCAAUGACAACCCACCUGUGUUUGAGGAACAGUCCUACAGCGCAUAUGUGAGUGAAAAUAACAAACCUGGCUCCACUUUGUGCUCUGUUUCUGCUCGAGACCCCGACUGGAGACAAAACGGUACAGUGAUUUAUUCUCUGUUACCUGGUGAGGUGAACGGUGCCUCGGUGUCCUCCUAUCUAUCUGUUAACGGAGACACGGGGGUGAUCCACGCUGUCAGGUCGUUUGAUUAUGAACAGUUCAGGAGUUUUAAAGUCCACGUCAUGGCCAGAGACAACGGUUCUCCUCCACUCAGCAGCAACGUGACCGUCAGUGUGUUCAUAUCGGAUGUGAAUGACAACUCUCCUCAGAUACUGUACCCCGCCCCGGAGGGCAGCUCCUUCAUGACCGAGCUGGUCCCCAAAGCUGCACACGGAGGCUCUCUGGUGUCCAAAGUGAUCGCGGUGGACGCAGACUCUGGACAGAAUGCCUGGCUGUCCUAUCAUAUAGUCAAAGCCACAGAUCCUGGACUUUUCACUAUUGGUCUGCACAGCGGAGAGAUCAGGACACAGCGGGACAUUUCAGAAUCUGACAGCAUGAAACAGAACCUGAUUGUUGCAGUGAAAGAUAACGGACAGCCCUCUCUGUCUGCCACCUGUGCCAUGUAUUUACUUAUUUCUGAUAACUUGGCUGAGGUGCCAGAACUGAAAGAUAUUUCUUAUGAUGAGAAGAACUCCAAGCUGACCUCCUAUCUGAUCAUUGCGCUGGUUUCUGUGUCCACCUUCUUUCUGACCUUCAUCAUCAUCAUCCUGGGUGUGAGGUUUUGUCGCAGGAGAAAGCCCAGACUGCUGUUUGAUGGGGCAGUAGCCAUCCCCGGAGCUUAUCUCCCUCCUAAUUACGCAGAUGUUGACGGCACAGGAACUUUACGCAGCGCCUACAAUUAUGACGCCUACCUGACAACAGGAUCUAGAACCAGUGACUUUAAGUUUGUAUCAUCUUACAACGACAACACGCUGCCUGCUGACCAGACUCUGAAGAAAAGUCCAACAGAGUUUGCUGACAUGUUUGGAGACAGUGAUGCUUCUCCUGAGGUAGGAAUGGAUUUUCUUCAAAAAAUCUUUUCAGAUAAGGAAUCUUAAUAUCACAUUCCCCUA
Molecule: messenger RNA, 2579 nt
Organism: Fundulus heteroclitus (mummichog)
Lineage: Eukaryota; Metazoa; Chordata; Actinopteri; Cyprinodontiformes; Fundulidae
Product: protocadherin beta-15
Biological process (GO): homophilic cell-cell adhesion
Cellular component (GO): plasma membrane
Molecular function (GO): calcium ion binding
Source: RefSeq, a predicted model, not a curated record